Cucumis sativus (cucumber) is the source of this 1343-nucleotide messenger RNA. Its product is annotated as F-box protein CPR1-like. Gene Ontology annotation, molecular function: protein binding. The record is from RefSeq and is a predicted model, not a curated record. The coding region runs from base 83 to 1234 and encodes 383 amino acids. NCBI's taxonomy places the organism in Eukaryota, Viridiplantae, Streptophyta, Magnoliopsida, Cucurbitales, Cucurbitaceae. The transcript has a single exon.
CCAAUCUCUCCAUUUCAAACCUCCCUUUAUUGUAACCUUCCGUCUCUUUAUUACGUUCACAACCUCUUCUCAAACGCCUCUAAUGGCUUCCCUCCCAAAUCUUCCUGAUGGUGUAAUCAUCGACAUUCUCUCCAGACUUCCUCCGGAGUCUCUCCUCCGAUUCAAGUGCGUCCGUAAAUCCUGGUAUGCUCUCUUCAACGAUCCUAAAUUCAAAGCCAAACAUUUUUCCACUUCUCUUCAACACAAACACAUUCUUCUCAAGCGCCUUGUUACCAAACACUCCGGCAACAAGGAAAACAUCUUCUCCCUCUUCAAAUUACCUCUCUCAAUCCAUCCAUCUCUCUCCCUUUCCGAUAUCGAUUUACCAUUCCACGAGGAUUUUCGGUUUUUCGAAAUCCGUGGCCAUUCUCAUGGCUUACUCUGCCUCACCGAUCUUCGCAAGGAUAUUUUCCUCUGCAAUCCUUCAACCAGAGAGUUUCAUAAGCUUCCCCCGUCCAUUCUCCUUCUCACUGAACCUCCGGUUGAACCCGACGACUAUGAUUCAUCAACCAACGCGGUUGGAUUUGGAUACGAUUCCAAAUCUAGGGAUUUCAAAGUAGUUAGGGUUGUUGAUUUUGUGGAAGGACCGGGCUAUUUUUACCCUCCCAGAGUGGAAGUUUACGAUUUGAGUAAAGAUAGAUGGAGAGAAAUUGAAAGCCCUGUUUGUGGCCAUGUAUUUUGGGCGCCUUGCUUUGAGAUGUUUCAUGAAGGAACGUAUUACUGGUGGGCGAUGACUGGAAAUACAGAAGGAAAUACGGAGAUUAUACAGACAUUUGACAUGAGCGAGGAGGUUUUCGGCCGAAUUCCGGUACCGGAGAGUUUCGAGGGGACGGGGGACAGGUAUAGGAGUUUAGGGGUUUUGGAUGGAUGUAUUGUUCUGUUUCAUUAUCCAUCGAGAGGAGAUGAAAGAAGCUUCGACAUGUGGGAGAUGGCGAAGGAUGAAUGGGGUGGGGUUUCAUGGUCGAAGGUAUUGACAAUUGGGCCUGUUUGUGGGAUUGAGAAGCCAUUGUUGUUUGUAAGCUGUGAAGAACUUCUAAUGGAGGGUAAUGGUGGACAGGUGAUUGUGUAUAAUAUUAAAAGUGGGGAGGUGAAAGAGGUUCCUAUAAAAGGGGAUCCAGCCAAGUUUCAAGGUACUGCUUUUGUGAAGAGUUUGGUAUCGGUUAAGGGGGGAAACAAUAUCAAUUAUGAAUUUUGAAGCUUAGGUUCCUUUUAUGACUGUAGUUUACGGACUGUCUUUCAUACUCAAUAAGAAUCCUUACAGGACAAUGUUUGUGGAUAUUAUGACAAUAAACUUAGUUUUCUCA